Perca fluviatilis (European perch) is the source of this 3170-nucleotide messenger RNA. It is a transcript of the gene dgki, whose product is annotated as diacylglycerol kinase, iota. Lineage: Eukaryota; Metazoa; Chordata; Actinopteri; Perciformes; Percidae. Gene Ontology annotation, molecular function: ATP-dependent diacylglycerol kinase activity; protein binding. Gene Ontology annotation, biological process: intracellular signal transduction; lipid phosphorylation; regulation of synaptic transmission, glutamatergic. The record is from RefSeq and is a predicted model, not a curated record. Gene Ontology annotation, cellular component: nucleus.
UCCAGUUGGUUUGGAGCUCGUGAGUGCAGUUCGGUCUGUUGUCCAGGCGGCUGCGCGUGCUGCCGUGCCUGGCUGUAAUAUAUAAAAGCGGUCAACGGUCAGAAAUCACAACGCUCAAGUCGCUCAGAAACGUUAACGCUGUCGUAUUUACUCCCCCCAAAACCGUUCAAUCUUCCUCUCCACCACCGGCACCUGUGCCCCCUCACAAGCCGGGAGAGAGAGGGGGGGUCCAGAGCGGGGCGAGACAGCAAGGACCGACCAGCAUGGACCCCCAAGUGAAGGAUCGAACUAGCCUGGCUGCAGGGGGCUUUAGCGGGCGCCUGGCACCUCUUGGAGCCGACGGGGGUGACUCGGAGUCCGGAGCCGGCUCGGAAGAAACUGGCUGCUGCAGCGAUACGUUCAGCAGUCUGCCCGACAUGGAGCAGGAGACACUGGAAGAGAAAUUAAGAGGACUGGCGUUCAGAAAACAGACCUCCUAUCGGAAAGCGAUCUCCCGCUCAGGCCUCCAACACCUCGGUCCACCCCAACCCUCCCCGCCUCCCGUAUCCAACGGGCCCAACAAGGAGCUACGUGCCUCCGUGGACUGGACGGAGAACGCAGUGAACGGGGAUCACCUAUGGAUGGAGACGAGUUGUUCAGGAGAGCUCUGUUAUCUCGGAGAGGACACCUGCCUAUUAAAGGCCGCAAAGUCGGCCCCUAGGAGGAAAUGUGCUGUCUGUAAGAUCGUUGUUCACUCUGGCUGCAUAGAGCAACUAGAAAAGAUUAACUUCCGAUGUAAGCCAACCUUCAGAGAGGGAGGAACCCGGUGCCUCCGAGAUAACAUACUGAGGCAUCACUGGGUUCACAGACGAAGACAGGAUGGGAAAUGUAGACAGUGUGGAAAGAGUUUUCAACAGAAGUUCUUCCACAGUAAAGAAAUAAUUGCCAUCAGUUGUUCCUGGUGUAAACAGGCGUUCCACAAUAAGGUGACGUGUUUCAUGCUGCACCAGAUUGAGGAGCCAUGUUCACUGGGGGCCCACGCUGGAGUCAUAGUACCGCCGUCCUGGAUCAUCAAAGUCAGGAAACCACAGAGCUCACUUAAGAACUCUGCCAGGAGAAAAAAGCGGACAUCUUUCAAACGAAGGACAAGCAAGAAGGGGCUGGAUGAGUCUAAGUGGCGUCCGUUCAUGUUGAAGCCCCUCCCUUCACCUCUCAUGAAGCCUAUCUUGGUUUUUGUCAACCCCAAGAGUGGAGGCAACCAGGGUGCCAAGGUGUUACAGAUGUUCAUGUGGAUUCUGAACCCUCGACAAGUCUUUGACCUGUCACAGGGGGGGCUGCGAGAGGCGUUGGAGUUGUAUCGGAAAGUGCCAAAUCUGAGGAUCCUUGCCUGCGGAGGGGACGGAACGGUGGGGUGGAUCCUGUCCACUCUAGAUGAGCUGCAGAUGAACCCCCAGCCUCCGGUCGCUGUUCUUCCUCUGGGAACAGGAAAUGACCUCGCCAGGACGCUCAACUGGGGUGGGGGUUACACAGAUGAGCCGGUGUCCAAGGUUUUAUGUUAUGUGGAGGAUGGUUCGGUGGUGCAGCUGGACAGGUGGAACCUUCUAGUAGAGAAAGGUGCUGCGCAGCCAGAGGAGGGCACACAGAAGCUGCCUCUGAAUGUGUUUAACAACUACUUCAGCCUGGGCUUCGACGCUCACGUCACCCUGGAGUUCCAUGAGUCCAGAGAGGCCAACCCUGAAAAGUUUAACAGUCGCUUCCGCAACAAGAUGUUCUAUGCAGGAGCUGCAUUCUCAGAUUUCCUCCAGAGAAGCUCGAGGGAUUUGUCCAAGCACGUCAGAGUGGUGUGUGAUGGUACCGAUCUAACUGCCAAGAUCCAGGAGCUGAAAUUUCAGUGCAUUGUGUUUCUAAACAUUCCCAGGUACUGUGCUGGCACCAUGCCGUGGGGAAACACAGGCGACCACCGAGACUUUGAACCGCAGCGCCAUGACGACGGCUGCAUCGAGGUUAUUGGCUUCACCAUGGCCUCAUUGGCGGCGCUACAGGUCGGCGGCCAUGGAGAGAGAUUGCACCAGUGCAGAGAAGUCGUCCUUACUACCUUCAAGACUGUACCUGUUCAGGUGGACGGUGAGCCGUGUCGACUGGCUCCCUCCACUCUCCGAAUCUCCCUUCGAAAUCAGGCCAACAUGGUCCAGAAGAGCAAGAGACGCACCUCUGUGCCCUUGCUCAACGAUCCUCACGCAGUUCCAGAUCGUUUGCGUCUUCGAGUGAAUCGGAUCAGCCUCCAGGAGUACGACAGGCUGCAGUACGACAAAGAACGACUACGAGACAUCUCCAUCCCAGUAGGCAUUGUGGUGGUGAGGGGGGACUGUGACCUGGAGACAUGCAGACUCUACAUUGACAGAUUACAAGAGGACUUACACCAGGCGCCAUCUACUGGCCACAGAGUGCACUAUCAGGAUGAGAGCAGAGGCGUCCCCCGGACCAGUUCAACCAGUAGACUCUCUCCUAACUGGAGCUUCUUGGAUUCCACAUCAGCUGACCGCUUCUAUCGCAUCGACAAGGCUCAGGAGCACCUUCACUUUGUGACAGAGAUCUGUCAGGACGAGGUGUUUAUCCUGGAUCACGAGGGACCGGUGGGGAGCCAGGGAUCAUCCACGGGGAUGCCUGAUCUGGUGGUGGAGCCUACGGCUGGUGUUUCCUUGACAUCUGAGGAACAAGCCCUGCUGAAAGCCGCCAGUACAGGAGAUCUUUCUAUGCUGUCGGAGUGCAUGCGUCGAGGCGUCAGCUUGUUGGUUAGAGACUCUGCGGGUUGUUCAGCGUUACAUAUAGCUGCCCAGGAUGGACACACAGACCUGGUCAGCUUCAUACUGCAACAGGGCUCUAAGGUGCUUCUGGAUUUGACCGACAGAGAGAAAGGGGAAACUGCCUUGCACAAAGCAGCCUCAGAGAAGCAGCAUGCUGUGUGUCGAUUGCUGGUGGAGGCCGGUGCGUCACUCGAAAAGACCAACUUCCAGGGGAAGACGCCGCGGACCAGGCGGGAGGGAGACUCGGAGCUCGCCACCUUCCUGAACGCCAAACAACACACAUCUUCUCCUGCCGCCCACGAAGACUUGGAGACGGCUGUCUGAGGCGCGCGCGCACACACACACACACACACAAACACACACACACACACAAACAAACAAACACAC